AGCUAGGGUCUCUACUAAUCGCAGAUCAACGAUACCUUAUACAAGACGGACCAACCGAUGUCCAGCUAUUAAACAGGAACCAGCAAGUAAUGAGAAUUUAAUCGCAUCGAAUACCUUAACUACAGGCAACUCGCUCAUCCAGAUACCAUCCUCUUCAUCAGCACAAUCGGUGACAGCUACAGCUCAUAUUUCAUCUGUCAGUGAGGGUGUUAACAUUAAACAGGAACCGAACGGUGAGGAAAGCACAUCAUCCAUUGUUUCUAAUAUAGAUCACGAUGAUGCAAGACCAGCAUUAGAGGAGUUGUCUGGGGUCCAAAUCGGACCACAUGGCACACGCGUGUCCGAAGAGGAUUUGGCGAACAUAAAUGAGACUGAAGCRUCAAUUGCCACGCGGCAACUUAUGAGCWUGAUMUUCGAYCGUGCAACUCUAGCCACRCAUACRCUCAGUGGCAAACCCUCGCCCGCUUUUCUGDACCGUGCCCGCCCACUAAAGGCACAACUAGACCCACUGAAAGUGGCUGAUAUUAUWUAUUUUCUUAAAAAUGAAAAAGGUUUUCGCGAACACGAAAUCCGGAAGGCCAUCACCAUGAAGUGUGCCGACACCGCCAAGGCCAUUAGAAGGAGCUUAGCCAAGGCUAAUUUAAGUAAAUUAUUGUAAUACCUUAAAAAUACAUAUAUGUAUAUAGAGAUUAUACCUUAUGAUAUACU
Messenger RNA from Bactrocera latifrons, 708 nucleotides. RefSeq lists its product as uncharacterized. Gene Ontology annotation, molecular function: transcription corepressor activity; DNA binding. Gene Ontology annotation, biological process: negative regulation of Notch signaling pathway; positive regulation of neuron differentiation. The record is from RefSeq and is a predicted model, not a curated record. NCBI's taxonomy places the organism in Eukaryota, Metazoa, Arthropoda, Insecta, Diptera, Tephritidae. Gene Ontology annotation, cellular component: nucleus.